CGUCUGACUCGAGCUCCCAGCCUGCACCGCUUCCCGCGCCUGCGAGGAUAUUGGCGGCCUAGGUGUUAGUGGCCUUAUGUGCACGCCUCAAGUUCUCGUGGGGUGCUGGGUGGUUGUUUUGGUUACGGCUGCUAAUGUUCCCCGACCCUGCGAGGGGAGGGACGGCCACCAGAGCGACUGACUGGCUACGCCUUUGCGUCCCCUAGGUGUGUGAGGUGGUGGUGGGUCCAGCUUUGGAUGUCCAGCCUUGAAGCUUUGGAGGAGGUCAAGUAGAGAAAAACUGACCCAUAAUAGUAAAAGAUGUCUCGAAAAAUUUCUAAAGAAUCAAAAAAAGUGAACAUCUCUAGUUCUCUGGAAUCUGAAGAUAUUAGUUUAGAAACAACAAUUCCUACAGAUGAUAUUUCCUCAUCUGAAGAGCGAGAAGGUAAAGUCAAAAUCACCAGGCAGCUAAUUGAACGAAAAGAACUGCUUCAUAAUAUUCAGUUGCUGAAAAUAGAGUUAUCUCAGAAAAAUAUGAUGAUCGACAAUUUGAAAGUGGAUUAUCUUACAAAGAUUGAAGAAUUAGAAGAGAAACUUAAUGAUGCACUUCAUCAGAAGCAGCUACUAACUUUGAGAUUAGACAACCAAUUGACUUUUCAACAAAAGGAUGCCAGAAAAUAUCAAGAACUAAUGAAACAAGAAAUGGAAACCAUUUUAUUGAGACAGAAACAACUAGAAGAGACAAAUCAUCAGCUAAGAGAGAAAGCUGGAGAUGUUCGUCGAAACUUGCGUGACUUUGAGUUGACAGAAGACCAGUAUAUGAAACUAAAAGGUUUUCCUGAAGAUCAGCUUUCUAUUCCCGAAUAUGUAUCUAUUCGGUUCUAUGAACUAGUGAGUCCAUUGAGAAAGGAAAUCUGUGAACUACAGAUGAAAAAGAAUGACCUAUCAGAAGAAUUAAGUACAAAUAAAGGCCAACUGAAACAACUGACAGAGACAUAUGAGGAAGAUAGAAGAAACUACUCUGAACUUCAAAUUAGAUGUCAACGUUUGGCCUUAGAAUUAGCAGAUACAAAACAGUUAAUUCAGCAGGGUGACUACCGUCAAGAGAAUUAUGAUAAAGUCAAGAGUGAACGUGAUGUACUUGAACAAGAAGUCCUUGAGCUUAGGAGAAAACAUGAAAUACUUGAAGCCUCUCACAUAACUCAAGCUAAAGAAAGAAGUGAAUUAUCAAAAGAGGUGGCUACCUUACAGCAGACCGUUACUUUGCUACAAAAGGAUAAAGAAUAUCUCAAUCGCCAGAACAUGGAGCUCAAUGUGCGCUGUGCCCAUGAAGAGGAUCGCCUUGAAAGGCUUCAGCUUCAACUCGAAGAGACCAAAAAGGCCCGAGAGGAGAUGUAUGAAAAAUACGUGACAUCCAGAGAUCAUUAUAAAACAGAAUAUGAAAAUAAACUACAUGAUGAACUGGAACAAAUCAAGUUGAAAACUAAUCAAGAAAUUGAUCAGCUUCGAAGUGCCUCUAGGGAAAUGUAUGAAAGAGAAAACAGAAAUCUCCGAGAAGCGAGGGAUAAUGCUUUGGCUGAAAAGGACCGAGCAGUGAUAGCGGAAAAGGAUGCUUUAGAAAAACAUGAUCAGCUCUUAGACAGGUACAGAGAACUACAACUGAGUACAGAAAGCAAAGUAGCAGAAUUUCUCCAUCAAAGUAAAUUGAAGGCUUUUGAAAGUGAGCGUGUUCAACUUCUUCAGGAGGAAACUGCAAGGAAUCUCACACAAUGUCAGCUGGAAUGUGAAAAGUAUCAGAAGAAGUUGGAGGUUUUAACUAAAGAAUUUUAUGGUCUCCAAGCCUCUUCUGAAAAACGCAUUACUGAACUUCAAGCACAGAACUCUGAACAUCAAGCAAGACUAGACAUUUAUGAGAAACUGGAAAAAGAGCUUGAUGAAAUAAUAGUGCAAACUGCAGAAAUUGAAAAUGAAGAUGAGGCUGAAAGAAUUCUUUACUCCUAUGGCUAUGGGGCUAAUGUUCCCACAACAGCCAGAAGACGGCUGAAGCAGAGUGUCCACUUGGCAAGAAGAGUGCUUCAGUUAGAAAAACAAAACUCAUUGAUUUUAAAAGAUCUGGAACAUCAAAAAGACCAAGUAACACAGCUUUCACAAGAGUGCUUGCCCUAGAUAAUAUGGGAAUGCAGUAUGGGUAUAUAGCCCAGUGGGGCGUGGAGCCUGAGGUAGAGGGAACGUUGCAAGUUCAAGGUUGGCCUGUACUACAUGGUGAGACCUGUGUCAAAAAACAAAAAAUGAGCUGGUAUUUUAUUGUCAUAUUUUAUUUAUACAUGUGUAAACUUCCACAAUAUAUUGUUAUUAUUGAAUAAUUGACAGUAUGAUAAAGAGAAAUAUUAAAGUGAGCAAAAUAAUUACAGUAUCUGGUAUUCUGCACUUCUUUGUAUGGCAGCUCACUGUGUAACCCAGGCUACCCUUGAAUUCAUGGGGAUUCUCCUGCCUGAGUCUCCCAAGUGCUGGAAUUAGGGAUGUGUACCCCUCCUCCCAGCUGUCUGUUUUUCAUGUUUCUUAUGCUUUAUUUUUUUCUAUUAUUUUCCUAAGGUAAAAUGUACAUAACGUAUUAGCCAUUUUAAAGUAAGUCAUUUGGCAUCCAUUCACAAUGUUGUGCAGUGACCACCACUGUCUUACUCUAGAAACAUUUUUCACCCUUUUUUGGAGGGAAAGGUACUAGAAAUUGAACCUAGGGCCUUUGUCCUGAGCUACAUUCCCAGACCUUCCUUUAUUUUUUUAAAAACAAGGUCUUGCUAAAUUGCCCAUAUUGGGCUCAAACUUGUGAUCCUCCUGCCUCCAAAACAAUCGUAUCUCCCCAUAGUGAAACCUUCUACCCAUUAAGGAGUUCAUUCCCAUUGUCCUUUGUCCUGCAGCUGUCAACUUGUUUAGUGUCUAUUGGAUUACUUAUUUUUGGAUAUUUUGUAUAAAUGGAAUCACACAAUACAUACUCUUUUGUGUCUUCUUUCCCUGGGAUUCUGUUUUAGAGAGACAGGGUCUCACUAUGUAGUCUAGGCUAGCCUUGGCCUCACCAUGUAGCCCAGUAUGGCAAUCUUCCUGCCUUAGCCUCCUGAGUGCUGAAAUCACAGGGGUGUAUCCCCAGGCCCAGCUCUCUGAGCAUUCUCUUUUUACUAUACAUUCAUAUUGUAGCAUAUACCCGUAGACUUCAUCUGAUUUUAUAGCUAAAUAACAUUCCAUUGCUUAUAUUUACCAUCAUUUAUUCAUUCAUGAAUAAUCAUUUGGGUUUUUCCACCUUAAACCAUCAUGAAUAAUACUGCUGCUCACGUAACAAAUGUGAGCAUGUUUGAGUCCUUAUUUUUUGGAAAGGUAUUUUCCGUAGAUAAAGAGUUAAAGGUUGAGUUGGCCACUGCCUUCCUUCUAUAAGUUCUUGAAAGAUGUUUCUCAUCCUCUUCUAGGUUACAUUGUUCCUGCCAAUAUACUGUUCUCAUCCUUAUCUUUGUUCCUCUAUAAGUAAUAUGCCUUCUUUUUUAGAUACUUUUAAGAUUUUCCUUUCAGUAUUGACUUAGGCAUUCUGGUGAUGUGGUUCUCUUCACAUUUCUUAUGCUUGCUCUUGCUGGACUUCGUAUGUAUGUGACUUCAUUGACCUUAGGCUUUUAAAAAAUAAACAGUUUUUGAUUUGUUCUUUUUUAUAUCCUAUCUUUCCUCUUUUCUUUGGGAGAUCCAGUUAGAUAUAAUAUUCUUCCUCAAGUUAUCUUACAAGAGAAUAAAUGAUGUUCUGCUCAUUGUUUUAUUUGUCUUUUUUCUGCCUUUCGCAUAAUUUCUGUUUUCUAUGUCAAGUGCACUAAACUUUUCUCCAGUAUCUAAUCUGCAGUAAACACAAUCUGCUAUAUUUUUCAUCUCAGACAUUAUGGUUUCUAUUUCUAGAAAUUCAGUUUGGAUCUCUUAUAUAUCCACAAUUUUCAAGCCUUAUUUUCUUAAACAUGGGAAAUACCAUUCCAAUAACUAUUUUGAUAUCCUUAUUUACUAGUUCUAUUAUUCUGUCAUUUCAUGAUUCAUUUUAAAGACACUGACUUAUCUCAUUAUGCACCAAAUAGUCCUGCGUGUCUUUGCAUGCUUAUUUUAUGCAUAUUUUAUGGGAUACUAGACAUUGUGAAUUUUACUUGGGUGCUAGAUGGUAUCAUGUUCUUUUCAGUUUCUGUUGACUCUUGUAGAAUGUGGCUAUUCUUAGAAAGUUUGGUCCUUUCAGAUCUUAAACUUUUAUAGACAAAGGAUUAAUCAGUCUAUCUAUACAUGGCAAAAUCCUGUUAAACCAUCAUGUCCUAUGAAUUAAUGAUAUUCUCUUCUUUGGCUGAUAAGAAUAGCUAUUUUUCCUGCUAUUUUAUAGACUAUUUUAUAGACUAGCUAUUUUAGAGACUUGUUAUUAGUAAUUUUGUAAGUAGUUUUACUUGCAAUCUCCAUACUUUUAAAAAAUUUUUUUAUUUUAUUAGUACAUUUUAGAUAUACAUGGUAGGGGGCCUGGUAUUUAGCUCAGUGGAAUAAGUGCCUGCCUAGCAAGCACGAGCUUGUGAGAUCAAUCCCCGAUACCAAAAAAAAAAAAAAAAAAAAAAAGAUAUACAUGAUAAUGUUCAUCAUAGGGAAUUUGUCCCUGUGUAUCAUAGGGAAGAUACAUAAUCUACCUUGCUGCUUUUUAUCCAAUUCCUCCCCUCCCCUUCUACCCUAUUCCUCCCCUUAUUUAUAAAAGCUUUGAUUCCAUUUUUUCCUCUUUAUUUUUUUCCUUGACCCUUCUUUCCUUUCUCCCUUCCCCAUUUUGUUUUCUUUCUCAUUUGAACAUUUUAUUCCCAUUCUCCCAAUAUCUGUUACCUGUUUUGGUCCUUAUUUACACUAUGAGUUUCUCACACGAGCAAAAUCUGUACACUGAUUUCCUCAGUGAUUGUACCAGUUUAUCCUCGCACCAACAGUGGAGGAGGGUUCCUUUUUCCCCACGGCCCUGCCUGGCAGUUCUUUACCCACAUGCACUGUCCACUGCUAUGUAAUCACUGAAGAGGGGCUCUCUAUAGGUUUUCAGAGUUCUUCCUCUUUGUAGCCUUCUUUUCACUACUGUCUUAGUUAUUAGUUACUUAGUUAUUCACUCAUUGCUGAGACAAGAUGCCUGACACCCACAAAUUAAAAGAGAAAAGAUUUAUUUCAGUUCAUAGUUUAUAGAGGUUUCAGUCUAGAGUUGGCUGGCUCUAAGUUAGGGUGGCAUGGCAGAGAGCCAUCACAGAGAGAGAAACUGUUCAUGGCGGGACAAGGAGAAGGCAGGGAGCAGCAUCCUCCCUUUCGCCUCAUCUAGGCUACAAGCCUUUUUAAGGACGUGCCAACCACACCCAGAGCAAGGCUUCUUACUCUCCAGACCUGUAACAGCCCUAAGCCAAUCAGUGGACUGAUUUAGUUGUCACACCCUUAAUCCAUGUUCACAAAUACUAUAUCUAGCCACUUUUGAGAAACCCCACCAAUGAGUGCAUGAGGCUUUGAGGGACAUCUAGACAUAAGCCAUAGCAACUACUCUACUGCAUCAACUCCAGCCACCUUAGUUUCUACUUCUAGCAACUGGUCUUAAUGUGGUGAGCUUGGCGGACUCUUCCUGCACUGUAGCCUAGAAACUCUCCAGAAGAUAACCUAGGGCAGCCAUCGGGAUGGGCUGCUUUAUUUCUUGUGUCUCGUGGUCAUUGUCCUUUCACUGCUUAAUAUCCGUUGAUUUUACACCAUCAUUUCAUUAGUUGGUACAACAUAAAAGAGAGAAAAAUUAAUGAAUUUUACAUAAAAUAUAUAUAAAAUCUGCAUAUAUGUGUAUAUGCCCAUUAAUUCUAAAGAAACCACUAAGCGUUUCUACAGUAGAAAGUCCAGGUUGCAAUGUCUCUUUCCAGUUGAUCAAUCCUUUUCAAAUCUGCACUAUGUUCUACCACUAUUGACCAAGUAGCCUUGUUCUUGCAUCCUUAACACAUACACAUAUUCAUUACUUUUUCUCUCUUUUAUGCUGUACCGUAACCCUUGUUCACCAUGACCUUAUCUCCUAAGUUGUAUCUUGUUAAAGCUAAUGUAAUUUCAGAACAUUUAUCUUAUUAAAAAAACUUUACAUUGGUAUUUUGUACUUGAAAGGGACUUCAAAAUAGAAUAAAGUUAAAUCUAUAUGUACUAACUUUAAAAGACAUACCAUAUUGACAAUUUCAAAAACAUGAUACUGUUUCUGUUCAAACAUAGAAAAAAUGAAAAAAAUUGUGAAAAUAAGUCAUGCCAAAAGAACAUAAAUACCUCUAGUUAUGCACUAUAAAUAUAAAGUAAGCUUUAUUAAGGGAAGACCUACAAGCAGAGAAUUAACUCAUUUCCCAAGUACUCUUCCUGCAUAAAAAUAUGUUUAUACCUGGCAUAAGCGUUCUGGAUGCACCCCUAACAGGUCUUUCACAGAAGGACUCCCCCCGUAAUGUUUGCACAUUUAGAGAGAAGCAGGCCAGGAGACAUUCUGGUACCUGUAACAAUGGAAAAGAGAGCAUCUGAAGCUUAGCAUCUGGGAUCUGUCCUAGUGGGCUAUGGGUGUCUCCCCAUAUAUCCAUAUUUGUCUCUUCAACAUAUAAACAGUGCUUGCCUCUGGGAUUAGAGUAGGUUAGUAAGAAACAGCUCAUUACCAUAGGCUUUCUUGAACUGUAUUAAUUUAUUCCAAUCUUUAUAUAUUACUGAGUAAUUUGUAAAAACCUACAUAAUUUUUUUUAAAAGAUAGAGGUUCAGUGAUCAGCAUUGUAUCUAAUUCAUAUUAGUUGCAGAGAAAUGUUGAUUCAUUCAAACUGGAUCUUUCAAGCCAGGGCGUGGUGGCUCAUGCCUGUAAUCGCAGCACUGAGGCUAAGGCAGGAGGAUCAUUGUGAGUUCAAGACUAGCCUGGGCUACAAUGUAAGCUCAAGGCCAGCCUGAACUGCAUAGCAAGACCCUUUCUCAAAAAAACAACAAACAAACAAGCAAACACCUGGAUCUUUCCCAUCCAGAAAGCUUGAACAUAGCUUUCUGGAAAUUAUGCAAAUGAGCAACAGAAACCUAUUUUUAAAACAUAUUUAUAGCCAGGCAUAGAGUAAUUCCAACACUCAUGAGGCUGAGGCAGGAGGAUCCCUGUGAGUUCAAGGCCAGCCCGUGCUACAAAUUGAGUUUAAGGCCAGCCUGACCUGCAUAGUGGAACCCCAUCUCAAAAAGACUAAAUAAAUAAUUAAUAAAGCAUAUCUAUAAAUAAAAAUUUCAUUCUAGCAGUAUUCUUUGUUAUCCAAGAUGUCACUGGCAAGGAAAUCAAUGGCUACCUCCAUAUAGAUGCCUAAAUACAUUCCUAUAGAAAUGGAGACAUUUUGGAAUGAUAUACACCAGAAAGAGAAAUCAUUGAUGUUCUUAGCGUUGUGGAGGAGGCACUAAGGAGUUUAUGUUCCACCUGGAGUUUGAAUUACUUACAGCGUCUAAGAGUUAUUUUCUCCUUCUCUCCUUUCCUGCCUCAUCUCCUUCUAUUUCAUUAUCAAGAGCAAUUAUAUUAAAGGAAUGUAGAAGUGUUCCAGAGUGUCAGAAAAGGAAUUUACUGGAGGAAAAAUUCAAAAGCUUCUAAAAACAUUAAAUAUGCCCUGGAAAGCUUUACAACUGAGCAAUAAACAGGAAGGGCAUCUAAUGUAUGCUCUGGCAGGGGAGAGAAAAAAAAAAGAUGAAACAGAAGGCGAGUGUCUGCUUUGUAGCCUUUGAAUACUCAGGAGUAAGUUUCAGGACAUAGCAGCGAUGUUGAGAUACCUGAUUUCUGCAGACAUGGUAACUACCUGGAGAAAGGAAGCCUUUGCUCUUUUGAGUUGCCACUGACAACUGCUAAGAGUGUCCUGCCCCGACUCUAGUGAGCUGAGGCUCUUGGGAGGAGUGUGGGGUACAGAUGACCCAUACAGUCCCACCCCCACAUUUUACACAGAGCGGCCAUAUGCUGACUGCAGCCUACAGGAACUAAAUCUCAUGAGGGAGCUUCCCUGUUUCAUCUCCCCACCCACUAGGGACUGAACCCGGGGCCUCACUCACAGUGACAGACAAGUGCUCUGCCAUUGAGCCGCAUCCCCAGCCCUUUUCUUCCUUAUUUUGUUUUCAUUUAUUUAUUUGUUUAAUUUUUUUUGAAACAGCAUCACUAAAUUACCCAGGGUGGCCUCAGACUCACAUCCUCCCAUUUUAGCCUCCCAAGUUGCUGGGAUCAUAAACAUACGCCACUCCCAGCUUCCCACAAUAUUGAUAAGAAAAAAGCUCUGCUCUUUUAUCCCACCAAGGGGAAGACUGGAUGAUGCUGCCAAUUAAACUAUGAAGCAGUGCUUUGUUAUCACUUUCAUUUUUCCCCCCAUUUUAGACCAAGCUCUGUUCAGACCUUGGCAGUGAUUUUUAUCAUACAUUACACAAUUGUUUCUAUACUUUUUUUCUAACAAACUUUCAGUGCCAGAUCGUAUUGUAAUCUUUCACGUUUGAAAUCACAGUUAGACUUCACACGAAAAGGAUUAGCCAUAAUCAGAACUUAAUUGAGAUGACUGUAAGCAGCUAAGACCAAAGCUGUUCCUGUGUGCUCUUGGCUUACAACAAUUAAAGGUGCAAUAACAUUCUCCUCAAAGAGAUGCAAACUAAUACGAUUUAUGCUGUCCUUUACCCCUAGAAUGCUUCCAUCUGUUGAUAUUUAAUAACAGUGGCUUGUAUUUUACCACUAGAAAUAACUAGUUUUAAACAAAUAACUACAUUUCUUGAAUUUUACUUAAUUUAGCAAAUGAAGUUUACCCAUCCAUCAGAAGUUUUUCUGCAGCUCAGAGGUCCCUGGGCGCUUGUGUGUUAGGAUUCCCAGUGUGUUAGGUUCCCUGCCUGCCCCACAGUGGCUCACACUGACCUUCUCAUCCUGUCUCCUGCCUUCCUGCCCCUGAGCCAUGUAGCUUUUGCCGUGAUUGUGCCACUUCGUGACCCUCCCUGCUGUUCUCUUUUCUCUGUCCAUUUGGUGGAUGUUGACUUGCCCAGUGCUCAGUUUCAGCAUGGUUUUUUAUUGUGUCUUACUUUAUCUUGUUUGUUGGUCUCUAUUAGCCACCACUUACAAAAUUUCAUUCUGUUAUAGCAUACACAGCACUGUAGAUAUCAGACAGAAAGCCUGAAGCCCUGCCUAUAGUCCAGUCUUCUGAGCAUCUUUUGUCCUAAAGUGGCACACUCUAAUCCUCCCUCUCUGGAUUAUCUCAAUAAUUUGAUUGAUGUUGCUCUCUUUUUUAAACCACUUACCUUGGGUUUUGUUGUUGUUUUUGGUACCAGGGAUCAAACUCAUGACCUUGCAUUUACCAGACAAGUGCUUGAGGCACUGCGCUAAACCCCAACCCUCAGUGUUCUUUUUAAAUGUAGUUCUUGCUGGGUGUGGUGGCCCGUGCCUAUUACGCCAGCACUGGAGAGGCUAAGGCAAGAAGAGGAUCCUUGCUUUUGAGAUCAACCUGAGUUACAAAGUGAGCUCAAGGCCAGCCUAAACUGCAUAGUAGACUCUGUCUCAAAAAGACAACAAAUAAAACAAGUUUCAGUAAAAUAUUUCUGUCAAAUGAAUGGAUUACUUCUGAGGGAAAAGCCAGAAAUGAAGCGCAGAAGGAGUUAGCUUUUAAGACAGACAAAGGUAAAAUGAGAAGACUCUUGAACAAGACUCAACCCCAGACAUCCAGUUCACCAAAGGCAAACCCAGGGGGCAGCAAGGCGGGACAGUCCCACUUGGCCUCUCUUUCAGUGGUAACAACAAAGCAAUUGAAUGAGGCUCUGGGGAAAAAAAUCAAAUCAGAAGUAAUUUCUCAGUUACUACAGAGAUGGUACCCACAAUGAGACCAUGCUUAGUGACUCUAGAGCAAAUACAGACCAAAAUAUAGACAACUUUAAGAAAAUUAUGAGAGCCGUGAACGGUUAGCAUAGAAAAGAAAUGCAAAUCUAUAAUGCAGAUUCAAGCAGGUAUCUACGAGAAUAAAAAUUCUGUUGAAAGUAUUCACAGCAGAUUGUGAGGACAGGAUCUCAGGUAUAGAGGACAGGUUUACAGUUAGCAAUCAUGAAACAUUUCUUUAAAAUAGCAAGGAACCAUGAAAAAUCAAUCCUGCAGCUGCUACAUGAGGCAAAGUAUAACUUAAAAUUGAUUGGAGGCAAUGAAGAAAGAGGAAGAGAUAGCACAAGUGACAUAAAAAAAAACUGUUCAGAUAUCAUGGCAGAAAACUUCCCUGGAAAGAAAAAGAAUUUGACAUACAGAUAAAUGAGAAAUACAGAACUCCAAUGAGAUUAAAAAAAAAAAAAAAAAAAAAAA
This is a messenger RNA of Cavia porcellus (domestic guinea pig), 10294 nucleotides long. It is a transcript of the gene Pibf1, whose product is annotated as progesterone immunomodulatory binding factor 1. Gene Ontology annotation, biological process: cilium assembly. The transcript is spliced from 15 exons. The coding region runs from base 301 to 2145 and encodes 614 amino acids. The record is from RefSeq and is a predicted model, not a curated record. NCBI's taxonomy places the organism in Eukaryota, Metazoa, Chordata, Mammalia, Rodentia, Caviidae. Gene Ontology annotation, cellular component: centriolar satellite.